Molecule: messenger RNA, 690 nt
Organism: Triticum turgidum subsp. durum (durum wheat)
Lineage: Eukaryota; Viridiplantae; Streptophyta; Magnoliopsida; Poales; Poaceae
Source: the annotation of a GenBank genome assembly
AUGGCGAAGUGCAGGAUCUGCCGCCAAUACUGGAGACACCUUGCCAAGCACCACGGCUACGCAGAUCCAAGCCGCCGUAGCGCACCCAGUCAUCAUCGCCGGCCCUCGUCUUCUUCUACGGCAAUGACCCAAUCUCACGCGCGGGACGAACCCCGUCGACAAGCGCCGUUUUCUUCUUCCUCAACGACGGCCACCGAUUCCGAAUCCCAACAGGGUGAAGAAUACGAACAUCUGGAGUACAUCAUUCGAGGACCACCCCCUAAUAUCCAAUACUGCGGAGAGCUUGAAAAGUACUGUCACUGGGGAAAUGAAGUGAAGCUCUAUCGGCACCAUGUGGACAAGUUGUAUGCAAUAUUCCCCCGCAAAAUACCAGAUAUCAAAUACUAUGUCUGCACCGUCAACAAAACAUUCACACAGCAAGGCCAACGGAUGUAUUUUCCAGUCCACUACACCAAAGAAAACCUCAAAAAGUACAUUAAGCCAGAUGAUGACAUGCUCAAGGUCAAGCUCGCAAACAGCAGUCUGCACACCAAUUGUCGUAUCAUGCUGGGAACAGACAAGAGAGCAACAAUAACCAGAAACUGGUCAGAGUUCCGCCGCUGUGCAAGCAUCCAUGAAGGAGAUAUAUGCACCUUCCAUUUCAACCUUACCGCAGAGCACUGCCUGACUCUCAUCAUCCAUGUGCUCUAA